Messenger RNA from Anguilla rostrata (American eel), 2047 nucleotides. It is a transcript of the gene shisa10.1, whose product is annotated as shisa family member 10, tandem duplicate 1. The coding region runs from base 144 to 887 and encodes 247 amino acids. The record is from RefSeq and is a predicted model, not a curated record. The transcript is spliced from 5 exons. NCBI's taxonomy places the organism in Eukaryota, Metazoa, Chordata, Actinopteri, Anguilliformes, Anguillidae.
GCAGUAGCGUAUUCCAUCCUUGUUUGUAUUAUGCGCAGGACGUAGGCACAGCGGAAAUCUGGUGAGAUCGCUUGCACCAAGAACGAUGUGGGACUUCUCAUAUUUCACUUGAGGGGGAAAAGCGCUUCAGCUGAAACACAGCCAUGGCGUCCACAUCUUACAUUAUUUUUGUGCUGUGUCUGACUUUCAUUCCAUCUGCUUUUGCUGAGUGUGAUUGUUCGUUCUACCAGCAUUGCUGUGGCACCUGCUUUAACAGAUACUGCUGCGUCGAUCCUGCGAGGAGUCUCGACGAGUCCACAUGCUUCAUUUGGAGAUCAGAAGGCAGCAACAUUGUUACCAUUACGAGCACUAUUGUGAGCUUCGUCAUCUUCAUCAUCCUCAUAAUUUCCUGCUGUGUCUGUCCCUGCUGUUGUCUGUACAAGAUUUGCCGAAAGCCAACACCUGUGAUAGCGACUACCACCACCACAGUGGUACAGUCGGCCUACCCCCCGCCACCUUCUGCCUCCCAGCCCUACCAGGGCGCCCAGUACCCGGGGUACCAGCCUGUGCCUGUGCAGCCGGGGUAUGGAGGUCAGCCCGCUGCACCAUACCAGGGCCAGCCCUUCUCACCAGGGUACCAGGGCCAGCCCACCGCACCAUACCAGGGCCAGGCCUUCCCACCAGGAUACCAGGGCCAGGUCUCUGGACCUCCCCCGCCCUACCAAGAGGCCGGGGCAGGUUAUCCUCCAGUCCAGGCACCCUACAGCCAGGCUGGGUACAGUCCAGGACAGAUGGCCUAUCCUCUGCAACCCCCAACACAGCCAGGCUACCCUCCCCAGCCUGAUCAGAGCGUCGCCCAGCCUGCAUACAACCCAGCCUUCGUGGAGCCCCCGAAGACUGGCUACUGACCACAGACAUGCCUGCCACUGCAUAUUCCAAACACUUCAACGAUCCAUCCUGGUCAGCGUUUCCCCUCAUCUCAAAAUGUUCUGGUGUUCAAUCUGGUUUCAUGGCCCAAAGUCGAGCAUCUUUCAUAUGCAAACUCAUUUAUAUAAUGCCACUUUUUUUUUUACCAUUCAUGAAAAUUCAUUUGAAUUGCAUUCUAAUUAAUUCUGAAGACCAUCAUUUUUCCUUUAUCAACUUUAACAAACGGAACCUUUUUUAAAUUUCAUUUUUGUGCCCUCUUUGUUAACUAACCUCAAAAGGGAAAAUGUCUAACAAGCCACGUUGUUGAUAAAUAUAACUUUAGUUUGUCUAGUUUAAGUACAGUGGCGUGGAUGAGUGAAACAUGUAAAGAGUAACUAUAAAGUGUAAAGGAAAUGAAGUCCUCUGUAAAGUGGGAAUUAAUCAUAGACAUUGUUAGUAUAAUUUCAAGUAUGUUGUGCUUGCAACCAGUCUGUGAAUAGAUUAGGCAUUGGAAAUGACUUGACAAGAACUGCGUUUUGCUUGUGUGAACUGAUGCUCAGCUGUGCCAUAGUUAGCCGUCUGAUGACAGAAGUGCGGAGCCUUGCCUUAUAGGAUCCACUUUCUGUUCUGUUGAUUCAGGGUUUUUUUUUUCUUUUUAAAUGACAUAGCUUAUGAAUGUUGACCUUUAGUGUUACAAUGUAAAACCUGUUUUUAUUUGUCCUGUUUCGAAAAUUGUGAAAAAAAAACCUCCAGAAUAUGCCUUGCUGUUUUUAUCUAGAUGCAUGGUUACACUGGUGUCAAAACAGGGAAUUCAGCAAACAUUUGGCCCUGGAAGACCAAACAGAAACCGUCUGCCUUUAUUACACAUUGGAUUGGUUUGCACUCAUCAUGUAUAUAUACACACCGGGUGUGACUUUGCUCACAAUUUAGCCUUAAAAAACCUAUACUUGCCAUAAUGGAGUCCCAUGAUGGCACUUCAGUUUUCUGCAUUUCUGUCCUGCUUAAAGGAGUAGGUUUCAGUGAUUUCACUUCCAUUGUCUGUUUGUGGUAAUACUUUGAACAAAGGCUGUACAAAUUAAAAUACAGUUCAGCAGCCACUGUUUUUUAAUGUUACAAAACUGUGUUUAUGUUUGUUCAAAUAAAGCUUGUUUUUUCAGUUAAA